AUGGCCCUCGACACGAGCACGCUCGAGGCUCACCUCGAGGACCUCACAACCGACUACUAUGACCUCCAAUUCCCAAGCGCCUUCAAGCUCAAUGAGCCCCCAUCAGCUUUGGAAGCAUUGCGGAUGAUCUCCAAGUCUCAUCCCACGGUUAUCCGAGGCUACAGCCCACUUUGCGAGGGAGUCGACCACGACUGGCGCAUGCCUGCGACAUACACAAAGUUGCACGGUAAUAUGACCGAGGUUACCAUUGCCAUCACCGACGACGGCCUGGCAGACUCUGUGCGGACCCUUGGAUCAGGGGAUACAACCUUUGUCAAACCCCUGGAAGAGCGAAUGUCCAUGGCCACCUUCCUCUCAAAGCUCACCACAACUAGCGACGAGGCCCUCUACCUCCAGUCCCAGGACGGUAACAUUUACCGCUCGCAACCGGGAAUGCGCAACGAGCCAGACCUCGUCUCUUUCCAGCAGGUGGUUGAGCGCGACGUGCCGUGGAUGCGCGAUGCGAUGGGGUGCACGGCGGAGGCGGUGAAUUUGUGGAUUGGGAACAAUCGCAGCACCACUUCCUUCCAUCACGACCCAUACGAGAACGUCUACCAUGUUUUGAGCGGUAUUAAGCGCUUCACGCUCCUAUCCCCCAUUGAGGGCCUGUGCUUGGAGCAACAUUUUCAUCCGCCAUCCACCCUCGUCCGUGGCGCAGACGGCAAGUUGCAACCUGAGCGCGACCCCGAGCCCGCGCAUCCAGUCCCUUGGGUGCAGAGCCUCAUACCGCCUGGCGAGGUGCGGCCCCUCAUCGUGGAGCUCGAGGAGGGUGAUACGCUCUACCUGCCCGCCGAUUGGUGGCACAAGGUCGAGCAGGAGGAAGGCAGUGGUGGUCUGGCUGUGGCUGUCAACUACUGGUAUACGUCCGAGCUCCGCCCGGAGCGGUACGCGUUACUCCGGUUUGCGCAGCGGGUGGCGCGGUCCGCCGGCCGCGAGGGCGUUCUCGAUCCUGAUGCCGGCAUGGACGACGACAACGGGGACAUUGACGACGUCAUGUUCAGCGAUGGCUCUGUGACGUCUGGUGACGAGUGGGAUCCCGCCGAGUGGGGGCGGUAG
Cutaneotrichosporon cavernicola is the source of this 1095-nucleotide messenger RNA. RefSeq lists its product as uncharacterized. Lineage: Eukaryota; Fungi; Basidiomycota; Tremellomycetes; Trichosporonales; Trichosporonaceae. Gene Ontology annotation, molecular function: 2-oxoglutarate-dependent dioxygenase activity. The record is from RefSeq and is a predicted model, not a curated record. The transcript is spliced from 8 exons. Bases 1 to 1095 code for a protein of 364 amino acids.